This is a messenger RNA of Amoebophrya sp. A25, 2036 nucleotides long. Lineage: Eukaryota; Dinophyceae; Syndiniales; Amoebophryaceae. The record is from the annotation of a GenBank genome assembly.
CUGAGACGAUAGAUAGAAGACGUGUACGUGAUUAUAAAUCAUCUUGCUCGAGGUCGUCAUCGACAUCGUCAAGACUUAGUCUUAGAAAAGCAUAAAAUAAAUGUCGCUGGAUGGAAACGAUGUAACCUCGCUCUUCGCGAGUUGUGCCGAGCGGCAGCUGCUCGAGUUGGAGGCUGUCGAGUCUAUAUACGGGCGAGAAGUUUUCCUUGAAUACCGUGGCUGCCGACGUGUGGAUGACUAUGGUACAGGGGCGCCCGUAUGGGCCAAAGUAGCCAAUACGAAUCUUCAUGACAACAUGGCCAGCACCUCCCAGUCGCAGAGUUCGACUUCUACCAGGAUGAGAGGUGACAUCGAGCUCGUCUUACUGGUUGCUGACCCUCAUCGGCUUCCGGCUGCGGAAAUGCGGCUUCGAAUAGAAGUGUGUCUGCCCCAGCUUUAUCCUUGCAAAGAGAAGCCAGCAUUGCUUGAUGUGCAACUGGUUGACAACGACGGAUUAGCUUUCUCGGACGCCUCGGGCCUGCGGGAGAGCCUAGCUUUAGCGAUGGAUCAGAUGCCAGAAGAUAUGGAACUCGUGUCUGAGAUUGUAGAGCGUGCAUUGGAUCUCGCCGUCGCCAAUGAAGGUCAUCGUCUGCAACUAAACGUGAACGGGAGCGGGAAGAAAAACAAACAUGCUGGGGAGGCAUCAACGUUGGAGCCUUCACAUGCAACUGUUUCAACAAGUAGAAGUAUGGAAGAAACCCGACGACAAGAAGCUGCUGAAGGAGGUGUGCAGGUGAAAAAGGCCCCAGAAUAUCCAAAGGAGGAUAAUUUUGUUGCAAGAGCGAAGCAGCCGAAUUAUGGUGCGCCCUCUCAACAAGAUCCACUGCAGUUGCCGUGGUUUGGCGGUAAAAGACGCGGCUUUGCGACAGCGCUAGAGGCUUCAGGUUUCGCAGCCUACAGUGAUGACACGUUGUUUACAUUGCAUAGCAAAACGGGACGCGGAAUCACGCUGGAACGCGGUACUGGGGAUCAAAGAGACAGAAUCUUGCAACUUAGCUGCGACGGUGUCUCCGAAGGUGAUGUGACAGAGUGGUUGAGCCUGCUAGUUCAGCAAAAGGAGGAGAACAUGGAAGAAUUGAGAGCAGAGAUGCCAGGCCUGCUCGUCGCGUGGGCUCACGCGAGUGCGGCACUGGAUGACCCAGAAGCGGAACCUGGGUUUGAACUCGAUCAAGAUUCCCCAGGCAUAGAUACGGGGGACGCGUCGUCGCGAACGAUCUGCACGGAGUUUCUGGAUCCAGCGUUGUUUUUGGAAAAUACUUCAUCAGGGCAGACGAACGGUGGUGCAGAUCGCAUGCGCAAGCGGGAACUGAAGAUCUACACGUGGGGUCGUGCAAUCCUGAAAGGUGGACCGCCGCCCGAUACACAAGCCAACUUUAACGCCUGUGUUCUCACUGGCAAAGGCGCUGGGAUUAAUCUCAAGAAGCAAAACGGGCUAGAUAUCGAGAUUCAGGCAAGAGUAAGCCGUUGUAGCCUCUUCCCGACUUGGAUGGAGAUGUGCGUAAAAAAAGUUGCAAAUGAGGACCUGAAAGUGAUCGCAGUGAACUGCACAAAAGGGCGUCAUCGGAGUGUCGCAGCAGCGGAGAUACUGAAAAAACUUUUUUACCCCAACGCUAAAAUCAUACAUCUCACAAUAUCGUAAAGAAGGGCAUCUUCGUGAAAAAUGAUCAUGGUGAUUUUGUGCAUCCAAGACUUUUGCCUGAGUGAUGCUGAUUUAUCUCAUGACCCCCAUUCUUUCGGAACGGGUAAAUCAUCUUCACGCAAGUUUGUAGAAUUAGCUAGACCUGGAGUAGCCCGAGUCAUUGUUUGCAUACUCGGGAGUCUUUUUUUGUUGGGUCUUUUUCACGGCACGGUCUCUGUUCCGUGUGCAACCCGACCACGACAAUGACUUUUCUGUUAGUCCGUUAGAGGAACUGGCUCUCCGCAUACAAGAUGAAUUGCGUACAAACGCAGUCACCCACGCAUUUUCGACUUGCCGUGUUGGUUCGCGAUAACGUACC